Molecule: messenger RNA, 1013 nt
Organism: Meriones unguiculatus (Mongolian gerbil)
Lineage: Eukaryota; Metazoa; Chordata; Mammalia; Rodentia; Muridae
Gene: Smco4
Product: single-pass membrane protein with coiled-coil domains 4
Exons: 3
Coding region: 360-539 (59 amino acids)
Source: RefSeq, a predicted model, not a curated record
AGGGCGUCCGCAGGGUGCGGGGUGACGAGUGGCCCGGGCCCCGCGUUAGGGUUAGGGCGCAGGAUUCGGCUUCCCGGCGGCAGAGGGCGCCUGGCGCCGCGGUCCCGCAGCCCGGAGCCGCCCGCGAGGCGCGAGCAGAGGCGAGGCGGGCGAGCGGCGGCCCCUGCCACGUACCCGGCCGUGCGCGGCGGCGGCAGGAAGAACUCAGGUUACCCUCACUGGAAAUCAGUUGACUGAUAUCAUUGAAGCAGUGGUUCCUGAACUGGAAGAAAAGAGGUCUCCUGCCUGGACAGAGGAUUGUGACCAGCCCUUCCUCCAAGCCCUCUCUGGACGUCUUUUCCCAGCAUCCUCUAACAAAGAUGCGUCAGCUCAAAGGGAAGCCAAAGAAGGAGACAUCCAAGGACAAGAAGGAGCGGAAGCAGGCCAUGCAGGAGGCCCGGCAGCAGAUCACCACAGUGGUGCUGCCUACCCUGGCUGUGGUGGUGCUCCUGAUCGUGGUGUUUGUAUACGUGGCCACGCGCCCCACAGUCACCGAGUGAGAGCACCCCCACUCCAGCUUUCCUCCACAGGGAUGUCCACGAUGCUGAGCUCCGAGCAGGAGUGCCCUGUCUUUUCUGCUCUUUGACUUGAUUAAGAUUUCUCUACUUUUUUGGGGGAGGGAAUAGGGAACAUUUUAUCAGUGAAUGUGCCAUAUACCUGAUGGUCCACUUCAUGUGCCUUUCAGACUUCAGAGCUGUGUGUGUGUGUGGUUGUGAGUGAGUGAGUGUGUGUGUGUUUCUUUUUCUCCUGAACGCAACGCGAUGCAUAGCUGCACCUGGGGAGAGGAGGACUCUCUGGGUGAGGCUGUUGGAAUCAGUGCCACCCUCCCUCCCAUAUUCAAAAACAUGCUUUCCUGUUCCCAUUCACAACUUUCUACGGCGACAGCAUUUCUUCUCUGUGCUUGACGGGAUUUGAAAUAUGUUGACUCAAAGUGAAAUAUUUAUUUUUUGAAUAAAGGAGAUAAUAGUCUUAAA